Toxorhynchites rutilus septentrionalis is the source of this 627-nucleotide messenger RNA. RefSeq lists its product as uncharacterized. Lineage: Eukaryota; Metazoa; Arthropoda; Insecta; Diptera; Culicidae. Bases 1 to 627 code for a protein of 208 amino acids. The transcript has a single exon. The record is from RefSeq and is a predicted model, not a curated record.
AUGUUUGGUCGCAAAAUCCGAACGUGUCUCGAGCUUCUGCGUCCACCACCGGUACGUGUCCCAGUGCCAACCGACGAUGACCGCAAGCAACCGAGGUCCUUCAACCGAAACGAGACCGUGUACGCCAAACUACAUGGUCAUACCGGUUGGAAGUGGGCUCCUGGUGUCGUCGUCGAGAAGAUCGGAGACGUUAUGUACAACGUGUGGGUCGAAGAUCGCCGAAUGCUACGCUCGCAUAUCAACCAACUUCGGAGUCGCCUUGCUGCUGGCGCGAUACCGAAGCAACCCACUGUACAUGCCACCUUAAACCAACAUUCGCUGCCGCUGGACAUUUUGCUGGAUGCCUGGGAUCUCCCAAGCCAAUCACCAGGUCUAUCUUCACCAGAGCCUGUCUCCAGUGCUGAGAGAACCAUGGUAGGUUCCGGGCCGACUCUUGCAACGUCUACGCCACGUCAUGAGGUCUCGGCGUUCGUCCCGUCAUCAGCAUCGUCAUCAUCAACAACAACAACGCCAACAUCGACAGAGUUCGAGUCCGCUGUCGAAGUAGAACUAGCUGUAGACAUCCCUAGGCGCUCUUCACCACUACGAAGACCGCCAGUAAAGUUUGAUCCGUACCACCUCUAUUAA